Pseudozyma flocculosa PF-1 is the source of this 3318-nucleotide messenger RNA. RefSeq lists its product as uncharacterized. Bases 1 to 3318 code for a protein of 1105 amino acids. Gene Ontology annotation, biological process: mitochondrial tRNA 3'-end processing. Gene Ontology annotation, cellular component: mitochondrion. Lineage: Eukaryota; Fungi; Basidiomycota; Ustilaginomycetes; Ustilaginales; Ustilaginaceae. The transcript has 3 exons. The record is from RefSeq and is a predicted model, not a curated record. Gene Ontology annotation, molecular function: 3'-tRNA processing endoribonuclease activity.
AUGCUGGCAGACAUGCGCAUCCUCACCGCCCCCUCGUCCGACACCCCCCUCCUCCCACCCGUCAUGCUCCAGUUCGGCGCAGACCGCUACCUCUUCAACGCCGGCGAAGGCACAUCCCGCUCCUGCACCCAGCGCAAGGCAAACCUCAGCAGGGUCACAAACAUCUUUGUCCCGCGCAUCGGGUGGGAGGCCAUCGGCGGCCUGCCCGGCGUCCUCAUGUCCCAGGCCGACGGCAACCGCACCGCAUCGAGCGUACACGGCCCCGCCAACCUCUGCUACGCCCUCGCAACCAUGAGGACCUAUGCAAAGCGCGACACCAUGCAGCUACACCAGCAGCAGGAGCUGGAUGAGGCCCCUGGUCAGCUGGCCAAGAGACCGAGACUCGACAACGAAGCUCAGGCCGACGAGGCCGCCGUCGAGGGUGUCCGGAGCAGGUGGAGGAGGCCCAGCUGGAACCCGGCCAAGCUCAAAGGGGACGAAGCGCAGGCCUGGAUCCGCAUGGUCGCAGACAGCCUCUUCAAUGACUCGCUCCUCGAAAAGCGCCAGAGGGCGUCCGACCAGGGCGUCGAAAUUGCCGACCUCGACACCGAGGCCCAGUACAGCGCACCAGGCUGGAAGCCGCCGCGGACGCCUGCGUUCGUCAUCAGCCAGCUGCCCGACAAUCCCCUAGACCUCAUCGCUCGCAACGGCAGCGGCGACGUGGCCAGCGCACCUUCCGGCGAGCAGGGCGGUCAAGCGCCGGUGCUCGCCUUCAUCUGCGAGGCGCACCCGCAGCGCGGCAAGUUUGACCCUGCCAAAGCCCUCGAAGCCGGCGUUGUUCCCGGCCCGAGCUUCGCCGCUCUGACUCGUGGAGACGAUGUCCAAGUCUCGCGGCCAAAGAGCUGGGCCCAGAUGGACGCUCAGUCGCGCAAGAGGUGGAGCGACAAGCAAAGGGUCGCCCAGUACGGCGGCAAGCGUGGCGGCGGCGCAAGAUCGGCAGCCAAAAAGAACGCUGCUACCCAGGGGUCGAAGGGUGCGGCUGAGACCGACUCGGAGCCAGCAGAAUGGGCCGACGUCGAGUCGGUCACCAUCCGCUCGCAGGACGUCUUGGGACCGUCGAGGGCUGGCGCCGUCUUCAUGCAGAUUUACCUGCCCUCGGCUGCCUACAUCCCCUCGCUCCUCUCUGCCGAGUCGGACGGCGCCUUUGCCGCCUACGCUGCCGGUGCCAACGUCGACAAGCCCGCCGAGCAGCACCGCAUGCCCCACGCCAUCGUCCACGCCGUGCCGCUCGAGGUGCUGCGCGACGAGCGCUACCAGCAGUGGAUGGCCCGCUUCGGGCCAGACUGCCACCACAUCCUCUGCAACGACGACGUCUGCGCCAACAAGCUCAUGUUCCCCUCGAGCUCGACGAUCCCCCUGCGCCUGUCGAAGCUCGACCAGCAGCUCUUCCGCGUGCCCCAGUACCAGCUGGCACCGCGGGUCUCGCUUGACGAGCUCCGCAAAGGCUCGCCCACCCUCGCCUCGCUGCAGCUUGUGGCGGCAGAGGCUGACCAGCUGGUCCAGCUCCACCCGCGCGGCGCGCCGAAGCGCCACCGGUCCGGCGCGCCCGACUUUGACUUUGCGCUCGGGUCCGACGAGGCGGAGCGGAUGGCUUCGUUCCAGCUCGAGGCGGUCGACGAGUCCGAGGAGCAGCGCGCCCAGACCGACAAGCUCAAGGACAAGAACCGCAAGGCGGCCGGCAAGGGCGCCAACGGCGCCAGCCCAAAGGACAAGGCGAUCGAAAGCGCGGAGCUCGGGUUGGUGCGGCAGGAGCGGCUGCAGGAGGCGCGCAAAAAGGCGUGGUCCGACUACCUCGAGGCUGUCGAGACCACGCGGCGGCAGCUGCAGCUUGAAGGCGGAAAUGCGGGCGGAGCGAGCGUGGCGCCUGCCGACGACGUGCUCAUCACCACGCUCGGCACGGGCAGCGCCUCGCCGUCCAAGUACCGCAACGUCAUUUCGACGCUGGUCCAGACGCCCAGGGACGGCAACAUCCUGCUCGACGCCGGCGAGGCGACCUACGGCCUGCUGAAGCGCAAGUUUGGCUGCGAUCGCGACGGCACCUCGGCCGAGGUCAACUCGGACAAGGGCGAGGACGUCGACGCGAUCCUGCGCAACCUGCGCUGCCUCUUUAUCAGCCACAUCCACGCCGACCACCACAUCGGGCUGAUCCGGCUCCUCGUCGAGCGCCGCAAGCUGCACCCGCGGCCCGCAGCGCCGCUCCACCUCGUGGCGACGAGCUUUGUGCACACCUACCUGCGCGAGUACGCGAGCAUCGAGGACCUCGGCCUCGACGACGACGUGGUGCUGCUCAACAACGAGUUCCUCGACUACCGCACCGGCGUCGACCCGCUGCCGGACUCUUCGGCGGCCUCUGCCAAGGGCCAGGCAGUCGGCAAGGCGGUUGCGGGGCAGGCGCGGUCUCGCCACGUCGAGCUGAGCGCCGACGCCAAGGCCGCGCUCAACCUGAGCUACCUGCACACGGCGCGGGUGCACCACCGCGGCUCGCACUGCUACGGCCUGGUGGUGCGCCACGCGUCGGGCUGGUCGCUGACCUACUCGGGCGACACGCGGCCGUCGGACGAGCUGAUCGCGGCGGGCCGGGGCUCGACGGUGCUGAUCCACGAGGCGACGCUCGAGGACAGCCAGCUGACGAUGGCCAUUGCCAAGGGCCACUCGACGUUUGGCGAGGCCAUCGACGUCGGACGCCGGAUGGACGCCGACAACCUCCUCCUCACCCACUUUUCGCAGCGGUACCCCAAGAUGGCGCGCUCCUCGCUCUUUGCCGCAUCGUCGUCGGCCGCGGCGUCGGCACCGGCACCUGCCAACGGCGACCGAGUGCUGCAGCCGGCAACCGAGCACGGGACGGCCAAAAAGAUGCCGAUCGCGCUCGCCUUUGACCUGGUCACCUACCCGCUGAGCAAGUUUGGCACCAUCCAAAAGUACACGCCGGCGCUCGAGGCGCUGUUUGCGGCCGACUUUGACGAGGAUGCCAACGAUGUUGAGAUGGGCGAGGGCGGUGGUGAUGCCGCAGCCGAGGGGCAGGUGGCGGCGGCGGCCAAUGGGCAGGGCGGGACGGACACGGCGCGGCAGAAGCCAUCUGCGACGCCGACGCCGACGCCGAUGCCGAUGGACGUCGAUGACAAGAACCCGCCGUCAUCUGCACCUCCUCCCGCGACGGCCGCAUCUGGUGCACCAGUGACGGAAGCGACCAAGACGAAGCGAGCGAGGGCGAGGGGUGACACGGCGCAACGCAAAUCGUUCCACCCGACCGAGUUCCACUACCUCUCUCUGCGCUUGUAA